UCUGGAUUCAUUCGAUAUUCAACCGGCGGAAUAUUCGGGUGUGUUACCGGAGAUAGAGAUUUGACUGGUGAGUGCAGUUCUUUUUCUAUACCUCGUGUUGUAUUGUUGCCAACAACAAAAAGUGUGUGUAUUUGUGAACAACAGAAGAAACAAAGAGAUAACAAAACCGAGAAUUGUCAAAUUUGACAGAAGAAUAAAGUUGUGACAACUGAAAAAGUUGUGGUUUGUGAAGUUUUUAGUGAAGUUUAACGAAUAAAUUCAUCAGAAUUACUAACGAAAUGGAUGCUGAUAACAAAAAGCCAUUCAAAAUCAAGGACAUAACACGAAACAUUAAGAAAGCGGUUGUUGCAUCCUCACUCGAAGAGAUUCGUACAAAAGUAGCGGAAAAGUUUGAAAAAGUCGAUCUCCUGCCAACGAUACAUUUAGAUUCGGAUGGCACGGAAAUAGACGAUGAGGAAUAUUUUAGGACUCUUGAACCAAAUACUGAGCUAAUAGCUGUUUUUCCUGGUGAACAUUGGAUUGAUCCAACACACUACGUAACAAUAUCCAGCCAUCGAGAAUACGCCGACACCACAGAUGCCGUAGCCGAGACGAAUCGUAUAAAAAAACUCGUUGGCCAACUUCAGAGCAACCUAUGCAACGUGUCCGUGAUGAGUGACCCUGACUUGGAUUCAUUGUCGAACAUGGACCCCAAUUCCUUGGUCGAUAUCACCGGCAAGGAUUUCAUGGAGCAGCUGAAGGAUUCAGGCAGACCACUGUGUGCAAAGCGAACCGCUGAGGACCGAAUUAACCUGCUAAAACUACUCAAAGAUGGAGCAAUCUUCUGCUCGGAACGUUAUCCAGAAGAUGCAGAAGACAUUGAUUUGGAAAUAAAUAAUCGUGAUGCAUCACCGACCGCCGAUAACACACCCCCGAUGACAAUCGAACUUCACCAACAUCAUCAUCAGCAACAGAAUCAACAGAAAAAACUUUCAGCCACAGCCUCAAAGACCGACAUUUGACUACCAAUAAUAUCAACAAUAACAUGAGAUUUAGAGAAUGUUUACAAGGACAAGGGUUGAGAUAAAUAACACAACAGCUGCAAGAAAAAACAACAACAACGAUCGAUGAUUCGACGAAGGCUUCUUGUCUUGAGUAAGAUAUCAAAUUUAGUUAUUUAAGAAAUUAAUUUUAAGUUUAUACUUUAUAAAGGAUUUUUUUCUAUUUUUUAAUAAAACAUAAAGUAAAAAUAAAAAAUAUGAUAAGAAUGAAAAGUUAUUAAAUUUAUGUAUCUUUAGUGAGAUAAAUUCGAUUUAAAAAAUGUCUUAUGGUGGAAAAAGUAGAUAGAAAGGUAUUUUACUUAAAACAAAUUUACAUCAUUUUUUUUUUCGUUUUGUAUAUUUUUCUGUUUCUCUGAAAAUGGGUUUCAACUUCAAGUGGGUUUUCCAAGACCAACAGGUACAUGGUUUUUUUUUUGUAUUAUUUUUCCAACGCAAAUAGUAAUCGAAAAGUUUAUUCCACAACACUGCACACAGAAAUUUUGUGAAAAAAAUAGCACAUUUUAUGUUUCAGCACCUUUAGAAUAAAAACGGGUCAGGUGACUUAAUUGGAUUUUUUUACAGAGAAAAAAUAAAUAAAAAACAAAUCGCAUCUGGGCACAAUCAGUCCUAAUAAAUGGAAUGGUUUUUUUUUUUU
Molecule: messenger RNA, 1674 nt
Organism: Episyrphus balteatus (marmalade hoverfly)
Lineage: Eukaryota; Metazoa; Arthropoda; Insecta; Diptera; Syrphidae
Product: DNA fragmentation factor subunit alpha-like
Exons: 4
Coding region: 279-1001 (240 amino acids)
Biological process (GO): apoptotic process; regulation of apoptotic process
Source: RefSeq, a predicted model, not a curated record